GAAAACAGAGAGACCCGACGCAAAAAAAAGGAAAAAACCCUGCCAUCGAACAUCCACUUUCUUCCAACUUGCGACAACUUCACUCACUCCAACCUUCAACAUUCUAAACACUACGAAUUCCACGACUCAGAAUUUACCAGCAAUCAUGGCGGUUCGUGCUCAGUUCGAAAACUCCAACGAGGUCGGUGUCUUUGCCACCUUGACCAACUCUUAUGCUCUGGUUGCCCUUGGUGCCAGUGAGAACUUCUACAGUGUCUUCGAGGCCGAACUUCAAGAUAUUGUCCCUACCGUUCGCACCACCAUCGCCGGUACCCGUAUCAUUGGUCGCUUGACUGCCGGUAACCGAAAGGGUCUUCUCGUCCCUACCACCACAACCGACCAGGAGCUGCAGCACCUGCGUAAUUCACUUCCCGAUUCAGUCCGCAUUCAGCGCAUUGAGGAGCGCUUGUCAGCCCUUGGAAACGUCAUCGUCACAAAUGAUCACAUUGCUCUCGUCCAUCCUGAUCUGGAGCGCGAAACAGAAGAGAUUAUUGCAGAUGUACUCGGCGUGGAAGUGUUCCGACAGACUGUCGCCGACAAUGUUCUAGUGGGUAGUUACAUGAGCCUUUCUAACCAGGGAGGUCUCGUGCACCCCAAGACUCCUAUUCAAGAUCAGGACGAGCUGUCUAGCUUGCUCCAGGUUCCUCUUGUCGCCGGUAGUGUCAACCGUGGUUCCAACGUUGUCGGCGCUGGAAUGGUUGUCAACGAUUGGCUUGCCGUUACUGGUCUCGACACCACCGCCACUGAGCUCAGCGUUAUCGAGAGCGUGUUCCGCCUCGGCGAGGGCCAGGGUCCCAGCAACAUCAACACCAGCAUGAAGGACACCAUGGUCGAAUCUUUCUACUAAGCUUGAUCCGUGGAUUUUGUUUUCUGCAUGUAAAUUGCUUGCUUUCUUGUUUACAUAGGCUUUGCUGCUGCUACCUACUCUUUCGGGUUAUCGAUCAGACGACGUCAUUUCCGUCGCUAAACGAAUUCUUAACUUAUACGGGGCCUGGUGUUUGGAAUACUGCGUGAUUUUGCAGAUGGUAUCAGGAAUAUGGUAUUCAUGAUGAUCGAACGAUACGAUUUAUUCAAGGGAAACGGGACCCCUAUCAGCUAUUUCUCUAUAAAGAGGACUGAGGUCAGGGUGGGGAUGACAAACCCUGUCACAUAGGUGCAUCCAUCUGAUCCGCCUGAGAUGCUGGGUUGUCCGAGAGUCGCUCCCCUUUUGCCUUGAGGCACUCAUGUUCUAGUUACACUUGAGACGGGCAUGGCAAAAGGUGGAAGUUCGGAUAGACUAGAUAUAUUGUUCUGUCACGAAUACAUGCGACUUCUCGAUCCCAUCCCUUGUUACUCGAACCCAUACAGUCAAUCUUUGUCUAAGCAAGUUGUUUUCG
Fusarium graminearum PH-1 is the source of this 1415-nucleotide messenger RNA. RefSeq names its product eukaryotic translation initiation factor 6. The coding region runs from base 146 to 886 and encodes 246 amino acids. Gene Ontology annotation, cellular component: nucleolus; cytosol; preribosome, large subunit precursor. Lineage: Eukaryota; Fungi; Ascomycota; Sordariomycetes; Hypocreales; Nectriaceae. Gene Ontology annotation, biological process: cytosolic ribosome assembly; ribosomal subunit export from nucleus; assembly of large subunit precursor of preribosome. The transcript has 3 exons. The record is from RefSeq and is a predicted model, not a curated record. Gene Ontology annotation, molecular function: ribosomal large subunit binding.